This is a messenger RNA of Hemiscyllium ocellatum (epaulette shark), 7370 nucleotides long. It is a transcript of the gene col16a1, whose product is annotated as collagen, type XVI, alpha 1. The transcript has 70 exons. The record is from RefSeq and is a predicted model, not a curated record. Lineage: Eukaryota; Metazoa; Chordata; Chondrichthyes; Orectolobiformes; Hemiscylliidae. The coding region runs from base 358 to 5229 and encodes 1623 amino acids.
CUGCACGUCCCGGGACUGGAUCAUUCUGACCCGGGACCCCCCGGUGUAUUGCAGCUCCUGUCUGGGCGAGUCUGAGUGGAGUCCCAAAGAGGGGGAGGGAGAGGGAGGGAGAGAGGGGUCGCCGUUUCCUCCCACAAGAGCCGAGUAAUUAACAGGAGGCCCCGGGAAGCUGACACGGAAUCAGUUCAGAGGGUGAAUGAGAGGAGUAGGUCUGUCUGUGUAGGUUUUGAGGGGGAGAGAAGUCCCAGACACAUCCCUUAAAGUUACUCACUAAAUUCACAGGGAAUUGGAGCCUGAAGCAUUCUCACUUUCAUUUCAAGGUGAUGGUUAAACGUUGUUGACAGAUAUUGGUGCAGAAUGUGGACUAUUUGGAUCACCAUCCUGUGGGUGUUCGUCAGUGUUCAGACAGUGACCGGAGGCAGAGUGAAAAAACACAGAGAUAUUCCAUGCCCUCGUGUACAUGGUGAUGGAUGGAAAUUACAGAACCAAGAGCACUAUGUUAAUGUUUCAGGUUUUAAUUUGCUCAGGAGGUUCUCGCUUUUUAAGACACCAGCAGUGAAGAAAGUUCGAAGUCCAACGGGUUCUUUAAUCGUGAAGUUGGGAAGUUUGUCACUCAUCAGACCCACUGAACUGGUGUUCCCUCAGGGCCUGCCUCAGGACUUCACCUUCCUCGCAACAAUGCUGCUGAAAAAGAAGAAAGUGAAGGAGAAUUGGUACAUGAUCAAAAUCACUGACCAGCAAGGCCUAACUCAGUUUUCCAUUCGAAUCGACGGACGGGACAAAGCGGUGGAGUACAAGGCCAAAGGUCGUUUCCAGGACUACGUGCGCUGGGUGUUCAGCAGUGAAGGAGUGGCUGCUCUAUUCGAUCUUCGGUGGCACAAGCUAGUGAUCAGUGUGCAGGCAAACGUGGCCUCCCUCUAUAUUGACUGUCAGCUGAUUGAGAUCAAAUCGGUGGAGGAGAGAGCUGACAUUAACACUGAGGGUCAGACGGUCAUGAGCAGGAUCGCUGAGGACAACAAGCCAGCUGAAGUCGACCUACAACAGAUGAUCCUGUUCUGUGACCCUCUCAUGGCAGAGAAGCUAACCUGUUGUGAGAUCCCAGGAGUCAAGUGUGCAACAGGGUCACUCGUUCUGAAGAGUAGGAGGAACGCUGAAGUGAAGACAACAAAGGGUCCGAUUGUACCUCUGCCUCAGAUAAGCGGGAAAGUCCACACCAAGUGCUUCUGCAUUGAUGAGGACACAAAGUCAAAGGUUGGUAAAGCUGGACAAGAAGCUGAGAACAAUGAAGAGUGUAAGUCCUGCAUCCAAAGGGAACCUGGCCAGAAUGAAGCCAGCGGAAUUGUCAAGCAGAAGCAUGAAGGCUGUGUUGUGUGUCCACAAGGGCAGAAAGGAGAGAAGGGGGAGCCGGGAAUUAUCGAAGGAACCUUGGGACCAAGGCCUAUGAUGUCAGAGAAAGGUCAGAAGGGUGAACCAGGGUUGCGGGGAUCAGCUGGUCUGCCCGGAAGAAAUGGAAAACCGGGAGAGUUGUGCGUGGCUGGACCAAAAGGUGCAAAGGGAGAUCCCGGACCAGUUGGACCAGAGGGAUUGGCUGGUGAGCCAGGAUCCCCAGGGCCUCCAGGACCCCCAGGGAUAGGAAUACCAGGAAAACCGGGGAAACCUGGUGGCCCUCCUGGACCAAAAGGAGAAGCAGGAAGUGAUGGGGAUCCUGGCCCAGAAGGUAUCCCGGGAAAACCUGGUAAACCUGGAUUACCAGGGCCAAAGGGAGAAAAGGGAGACCAAUGUGGGAUUUGUCCGACACACCUAGAGGGACAUGGAGGUGUCAAAUUUACAGGAGACCACAGUCAAGGAGCCAAACCUGGAGCACCUGGAAGAUUGGGCAUGUCUGGACCUCCAGGAACACAGGGUGAGAAGGGCGAUACAGGAGACCCUGGUGUGAAGGGGGAGAAGGGCGAUUCAUGCAAGAUAUGUCCAGAACUCACUGAUGAGCUUGGGAACAUUGUGGGAAUCCCCGGACCACCUGGCCCUAAAGGUGACCCAGGAACCCCAGGAGUUCAAGAGCCUGGACCACAUGGCCAGCCCGGAGCACCAGGUCCACGUGGCUUCAAGGGAGAAAAGGGUAACGUCGGCAAACCAGGAGCCACUGGGAAAACCGGGAAACGAGGUAAUCAGGGGAUCCCAGGGCAUGGAGGAGAAAAGGGCAACAAGGGUGAUCAGGGAGAUCGAGGGAUCACAGGAGCUCCAGGACCCAAAGGAGAGAAGGGCGAUGGAUGUGGGCUCUGCCCAACGGCUCAAGUGGCUCAUCUUAAAGUAAAUCCCCCAGAUGACGGAAAUGGGAGCCAGUCCGAAAAACAGCCUGCACCUCUUAUCCAGCCUGGAAUAAAGGGUGAUCCAGGACUAAAGGGUGACAAAGGAGAGCCGGGGGAGAAAGGAAUUCCGGGUAUUCCUGGGUUCCCAGGGACACGGGGCCGUCAUGGGCUGAAAGGGGAAAAGGGGGAUCAGUGUGAGGUUUGCCCUACCAUUCCAGAAGACUUCAAAGACGUAAUUGGACUUCCAGGGAAACCAGGCCCUCAAGGAGACCCUGGACCACCAGGGACAGGAGAACCCGGAAAGCAUGGUGAACCAGGACGACAGGGAUUGACGGGCUCUCCGGGAGUGAAGGGUGAAAAGGGACAGGCAGGACCCCCAGGGAAAGGACUGCCCGGAGUUCCGGGAAAGGAUGGCAUGAUGGGAAAACCAGGAAAUCCGGGUGCAGCAGGAAUUCCAGGACAACCAGGAGCUGUUGGACCAAAGGGGAACAAGGGACAAGCUGGAGAACAUGGGAUCCCGGGUCACCCAGGAGCCCCUGGUGUGGGGUUACCUGGGAUACGGGGAAAAGAUGGAGAAACCGGAGAUACAGGGUUACCAGGGAGACGAGGCCUGCCAGGUGUGCCAGGAGCUAAAGGUGAAAAGGGAGCAGCAGCUGAGCAAUGCGUCUGUAUCAAUGGGCAACCAAUCCCAGGAGGAGAUGUGCGGUAUCCUGGAGAUUCUGGAGAACAUGGCCACCCAGGUGCUCCGGGUGAUCGGGUGUUGUGGUCUCUGGGACCUCUGGGCCCUCCAGGACCACCCGGCCCACCAGGACCACCCGGCCUGCCAGGGUUACCGGGAGGUAACGGCCGACAGGGAAUUCCAGGAAAUGAUGGCAUGCCUGGUGCACCUGGACUUCCAGGAAUGUCUCCACUAUCACUGUUUGCCGAGAGGAACGAUUCAUUCUUCAAGACAUUUUGUGGGAACUGCACUUCUGGAUUCCCUGGAGCCCAGGCAUUCACCGGAAUGAAGGUGGAGCAAAUUGAGCAUGGCACUCCUGGGGCAGCAGGUGUGGACCACUGUGAGAAGUGCAAGCAGCAGAGGCAACAGCAAAACCAGGAAGAGCUCCCCAGAACGGAGGAGCAGCUGCCAAACAAUAGAGACUGUGGAUAUCCAGGAUUACCAGGGAUGCCUGGUCCUCCAGGUGAAAGAGGGGUGAAAGGAGACCAGGGGCCUCCAGGUCAGCGAGGGUAUGCUGGACCCCCAGGGCCUCCUGGCCCUCCUGGAUUUCCUGGUGGUCCCGGAACCUCAGGUUUGCCUGGUCUUCAAGGAGAGCGAGGUGCACCUGGGUUAGCUGGACAGAAAGGAGAACAGGGUCCUAUAGGUCCUGCCGGAUACCCGGGAUCAUCAGGAAUGCCUGGUCUCUCGGGCCUUAAAGGAGAACGGGGCUAUUCGGGUCCUCCGGGAGAGAAAGGCGAGUCGGGCCCUCCUGGUAUCCCUGGUCCCCAAGGCCCAUCGGGCCCAGCGGGUCCCAAAGGUGGCACAGGAUUACCCGGUUCCCGAGGAGAAAAGGGAGAUCAAGGAUUCCAAGGUCAACCCGGAUUUCCAGGACAGCCAGGGCCGAUCGGUUUCCCAGGGAAGUCUGGGCCACCUGGACCCCCAGGACCUUCUGGUGAAAAGGGCAAUGAUGGGAGUGUGGGUCCAGUCGGACCAACUGGCCCUCCAGGCAGAACUGGAUCUCCAGGACAACAGGGUCCUCCAGGAGUGGAAGGUCUGGAUGGGAAGGAAGGGAAGCCUGGCCCACGGGGUGAGACUGGUCCACCUGGACCCCCAGGGCUCAGGGGACUACACGGAUUUAAAGGAAAAUCUGGCCUUCCAGGUCAACCUGGACAGAGAGGUGAACCAGGCGUAGCAGGACCACCUGGAAAUACAGGCCGGCCAGGCUUUGAGGGAGAGCCUGGUCCACCAGGACCUGUUGGACCUCCAGGGCUUCCUGGGCAUGUGGGUGCAGCUGGUGUUCCAGGAUCACCAGGCCCUGCAGGACCCCCAGGAGUGGGAACAAAGGGUGAUCGUGGAACGUCUGGAGAAAGAGGUCUCCCUGGAUUGGUGGGCCCCCCUGGCCCGCCUGGAGUUCCUGGGCUGAUGGGAGAGCCAGGUCAGGAUGGUUCUGUAGGAAAAGAGGGCUCACCUGGUGCACCGGGACUCGCAGGCCAACCUGGACCAAAGGGUGAGCCAGGAAAACCUGGUGAAAAGGGUGCCCAGGGAGAUAGAGGUCCUCCUGGGAUUUACGGAGGGUAUUCAGGCAAGAGCAGCAGUGUGGCAAUGCCGGGCCCUCCAGGAUCUCCCGGAGAAAGAGGAUCACCCGGACCCCCAGGACCUGCAGGUCUACCUGGAAUUCCUGGAGCACCAGGAACACCAGGAACAGCGGCAGACGCUGUUAACUUUGAUGAGAUCAAGAGAUUAAUAAGACAGGAAGUCACAAAAAUCUUUGAUGAAAGAAUGGCGUACUACCUAGCCAGAAUACGUACUCCAGAUUCAACCAGCCAAGGAAGGCCAGGACCCCCUGGUAAAAUUGGGCUGCCUGGUCACCCAGGACAACCAGGUCAAUCCGGAUUGCCUGGACAACCUGGAAGAGAUGGACGGGCUGGGUUACCUGGGCCAAAAGGUCCCAGUGGCCAGAAGGGAGACCGAGGUGAAAACGGAAUUGGCCGUGUGGGUGAGCCAGGCCCACCUGGCCCUGCAGGUCCACCAGGACGCCCAGGAUAUGGUAAAAUCGGUCCACCAGGUCCAGUUGGCCAGCAGGGGGUGCCAGGUGUGCCAGGCCCACCAGGACUUCAAGGAACAUCGGGGAAAAAUGGGCGCUGCACACCCUCUGACUGUAUCAUGAGGGUACCUGAGCCUUACAAUGCCAAGAAUUCAAAAGGACCAUCUCAUUGGAUGAAUUAAUAAAGACUUUUCUUCAUUGCAUUUUUGGGGGGUGUGGUUGAAAUGUCAGAUUUCUUUUUCCUCUUUUUUUUUAAAAUGAAUCACAUGAACAGCUUUUGCAGGUAGGCCAAAGUAAUAAUUUUUCCCAGUGUAUUGUUUAGACAGUAUUUGUACAUGUUUCUCCAGCUAUGGGAAUUGGUCCUAAUAUUUUCUUCCCUUUAAUUAGGCCCUGAUAACCUUUUCAAAACCACUGGGACCUCAUGCUGUGGAAGCCAAUAUCUGUCACUGGAUGUUGUGGGACUCAGGGCACUAGUUGGUGCUCAGAUUUGCUAAUUCUGGGUGGGGAUGUUUCAAAACAAUUUCAUCACAUGACCUCCCACAGCCCCAUUGUUCAUUUAAUUUGUUAACCCUCACAUCACCCAUCUCAUGAAGUGAAUGACUCUCCCAAUAUAAUUAGAUGAUUCUCAGUUCAAAAACCUUGUUUCUCUGACUCCAAUAUUUUUAUAACCUCUUGUGAAUGGAACUACUGAAAGGAAUUGAACCAUACACAUGUUGCCUUUUCCAACAGUGUGUUUGUGAGCUUGAUCCUUAACAACUCCAGGGCUUUCUUGGAGAGUUGAUCACCUGAACUGGGAUAUUGGUCUCAGUCAGAUCUGACCAAUUGCAGAAGAAGGCCUGAACUCAGGAUGCUGUUUAGCAGUACCCACUGCCCGUGUCUGUGAUCUUAACAGAUCUGAUCAAAAAUAAAUGAAAUAUGUUGGGAAUUUAUUGACUAUAUCAGUCCAACAGCCCUUUCUGCCAGUCCCGGAUCCUCUCCUUUCAGUAGUUAAUUGCUAUGAUUCCAUUCCCCACCUGAUUAAGUGCUCUUAUGACCAGGGUAAACACCAAGGGGGCAAUUUAAUUUAAAUAUUCUGGAGGGAAAACUUGAAUUUCUUGCACAGACUGUGUACAAUGUGACCUGGACCUCCCUGCACACAGCACAACGUUGCUGACAAAGCCAGAUUCAGAAAGCUGAUGAAAAAUACUGCAGCUCUCACAAAAGGUACAAUGAGAGAGACCUUCCUGAACCAUCAGACUGUUGUUCUGGUCUGUGUCUGUAUGAGUGAGAGUGAGGGUAAACCGGUGACUCAGGCCAGAGCUAACUCCACCCAGGAAUAGACCCCAGCAACAGGUUGGUGCAGGAGACGUGCAGAUGAACCUUGGCAUCACAACAAGGGGGAGCAGUAAUUUCAGAGCUGCUCACAACUGUCCAAAGGCAAUCCAGUUCAGACAAAGGUGAAUACAGACGUCAAUAUGGGUAAAUAAAACAAUGUAUAGCUAAUCCUGGGCUGUACCUGAUUGGGAGUGUUUGAUGUGAAUUGAUUUUAACUUGGCUGACCCAAUGAUACGUUAUCACAAUCAGAUUCCUGAGCCUGGUUUACUCUGGAAUAGCUUUCUGUUCUUGCCAAACAAAUCCGAUUUUGAGAGUCGGGUGAAAGUGAGGUUCGAAUAAUGAGCAUGUGCCGAGGAAUUGUUCUAUUCUCUCCCACUGUCUUAGCAACACCCAUGUGAGCAGGAAAUGUCAUUAAAAAGUGACAAAGUGAAGACUAUUCAUUGGAAUGAAAUUGCUGUUCAGUUCAACCUGCAGUCAGAGCUGACUUCCUUUCUCUCAAUUAAAUGGACAUUAAUUCUCCUUCCAUCAUUUAAGUAGAGGAUUGUAGGCAAAGUGCCAGGGGGUCAGAAACUGGGGAUGUUGACUUUGCCCAUGUCCUGUGCUCUCCCAGUCUCUGUCCCAGCUAUUGGGACAGGCCAUGGCUGAUGGUAGGCUUCUGAUCUUCAUCUCUGUUUUCCAGCUCCUGCAGGUACAGGGGAAUGCUGGUCAUCGUACAGCCAGACCACCCAACAUGUAGCUAAUGGAAGCAGGCCUUCCUGCCACACGCAGACUGCAGCUCUCAGUGGUGACCACCCUCAGUUACUGCCUCCUCUGUCAUUAACAUGUAUCCUGCCCAUCCCUGCUGUGCUGACUGGCACUGACAAAGCUGUCAGCCUGAAUUGGGAUCAUUGUCUGGUCAAAUGGGUCCUCACAAACACAUGUUAUUGUCACUUCAAAACAUCAACUGUUGGAGAACUGGGAGUUACUCAAGAGCCCUGUAUUGAAGAGUAUUAAAGAGAAUUUUGACAGA